AUGGAUAUGAUCCAUACUUGUCCUCAGGAUGGUGCCUACUCAGACGUAGUCCAUGCAUUUCAAGGUUCCAUGCGUAAGCUAGAUGAGGUGGAAUCGUGUCCUGGAAAGCCCUGGUUCUCUGCAUCUCAUGUCGCAGCUGCAGUCAGCGAGAAAAGACUGAAAUGGAAGGCAUUCCUAUCUAGGAAGACGCCAGAAGUUUUCAAGUCAUACCGCGAAGCUCGCAGUAACGUGGUUGCAGUAGUGAAAAAAGCUAAAGCCGAUUUGAAGUGCUCUCAGAUUGAGAACGCGGAAGCUCAACACGCUGUUGGGGAUGUCAAGCGCCUCAUCAACGAGUUGAAAUCUGGUCUAGGCCCACACUGA
Messenger RNA from Perkinsus marinus ATCC 50983, 360 nucleotides. RefSeq lists its product as hypothetical. NCBI's taxonomy places the organism in Eukaryota, Perkinsozoa, Perkinsida, Perkinsidae. The transcript has a single exon. Bases 1 to 360 code for a protein of 119 amino acids. The record is from RefSeq and is a predicted model, not a curated record.